AUGCAGUUUGACUUCUUACACCACCCGCUCAGGACAGCCACCGUCGUACGACCCUCUAUCCACGUAAGCAAUCGCAUUGAGACCCGCGCUCUCCAGCUCUCUCAGGACCUCGUCAAAAAGGACGGCCCACAGGAACGGACUGAGCACGGAGCCUUGCGGUAUCCCCAUCUCGCCCGCCCUGUAACAGUCCGGUCCGUAGUUACCCACGAAGUUGCACAAGUCGUUGCCGAUACAGCGAUCAAUAAGGCUGUUCAAGACAGCCGGCCACCACAUGCGGUCGAAGGCCUUCCGCCCGUCAAAAAAUACCCCGACCACGUAUAUGGAGGUCGACACACGAUCGGCACUCGAACGGAUAGCAUGGGUUGUGCCACACACCGGCAUGCCACCGUACUGUCCCGGGUGCAAGCCCGGAUGAAGGGCACAUCGGAGUCUUGCCAGAAAAAGUGCUCAAGCGAUUUUCCCAAGACCGACAGAAGGGAGUUCUGCCGGUCUUCAGGAAUGCACAGACUAGCGCCUUCUUCCACGCCGAGGGAAAUCGAUCAAAACGAGCCGGAAUUUCUCGGCGUUAUGGAGAACAUCACGGUUCCGGCCGGGCGCCCAGUAAGGAUAUCGUGCUCAGUGAAGAAUCUUGGCUCGUACAAGGUUGCUUGGAUGCACUUUGAGCAGUCGGCAAUUUUGGCAGUUCAUUCUCACGUGAUAACGAGAAACCCGCGGAUCACUGUGUCUCACGAGAAUCACAAAACAUGGAACCUUCAUAUCGCAGAUGUCAGGGAGGAAGACGGCGGAACGUACAUGUGCCAGAUCAACACCGCCACCGCCAAAACUCAACUCGGAUACCUAAAUGUUGUCGUGCCCCCGGACAUAGAAGACGCUUUGAGUAGUUCGGAUGUAAUUACAAGAGAGGGUUCCAAUAUAACACUUAUGUGCGCAGCUAACGGAUCGCCUCCGCCAACUAUUAAAUGGAGAAGAGAUGACGGACAAAUGAUCAACAUUAAUAAAACUCUCACUGUUAGCGAGUGGGAAGGAGGAAUGUUGGAACUUUCGAAAAUCAGCAGGCUAGACAUGGGAGCCUAUUUGUGCAUAGCGUCCAACGGCGUGCCGCCAUCAAUGAGCAAAAGGAUUCGACUCAGUGUUGACUUUCCUCCCAUGCUAUGGAUUCCUCAUCAGUUGGUAGGUGCCCCGCUUGGUUUCAACGUGACAUUGGAAUGCUACACGGAGGCUCAUCCCAAUUCGCUCAAUUACUGGACGAGGGAAGACGGGCAGAUGAUCCACGAAGGGAAGAAAUACAACAUCAAGUCGAAACCUCUGGAGCUCCCUUACAAAACCCAAAUGACCCUCACCAUAAUGAAGCUUAACCAACAAGACUUCGGGACUUACAAAUGUGUCGCCAAGAAUCCACGUGGUGAAACUGACGGUACCAUCAGGCUUUACGCUUCAGCUUUGAUGACCAGCACCGUACAAACCACCUUAGAAGAUGGAUUUGACAAAGAUACACAGAUUGAGUUUAACGGAGUAGAAAACAAAACUGUUGAAACUUCAGUUGUCAAGCUUAACAAAGAAGGCAAGACUCAGUCCAAUAUGAACGCACUGGACAAAAUAUCCAAGAAAGAACGUGAUCAUAAGGAAAAGGCUUUUGAAGAGAGCAUUAUAAGUGCAGCUAGCUUGAACGUGGCCCAAUUUAGGCAGUUGUCUAUCGUUGUCUUGAUUACCUUUUUCAUCCACUUCGACAUCUUGACUCUGUUUACGUCGGCAAUUAUAAAACACAGCGCAUAAAUCAACGGCUCUAGAGCCAAUUUAUUUCUUUUUUAUGUGAGAACUAAAAAGGGUAUACUGUUAUUAUCUAUAAUGUUUAGUCAUACCAAAGUAUAUUAUACAUGAUAGAUACCACAUAUUGUAAAUAAGAGAUAAAGAAUAAAACAUAAUAAGAAUAAAUCAAUAAUUGACUAAUAAGUAUACGCAUCCAAAGAAGAUGGGUUUAUAUAAUAAUUUAACAGGAAAUUAAAAAAAAAAUUGGUGAUUACAUUUUUGGAUGGUUGACUUCAAAAAUAUCUAUUCAAAAUGAAAACUUGACUGAAGUCAGAUCUGUGUU
Molecule: messenger RNA, 2089 nt
Organism: Cimex lectularius (bed bug)
Lineage: Eukaryota; Metazoa; Arthropoda; Insecta; Hemiptera; Cimicidae
Product: peroxidasin-like protein
Exons: 10
Coding region: 1-1773 (590 amino acids)
Cellular component (GO): neuron projection
Source: RefSeq, a predicted model, not a curated record